CGAGUGGUCAGCUUGGGGCUGGGCAGUUCGUCGGAGCGCCGGGCUGCAGACGGGGCCGUCGGGAUGGCGGCGCCGCAACCGUGCGCGGACGUCUCCUGCUGCUCGCACCCCCGUGCUGUGCCUGGGGUACAGCAGACGCUGGAGGAGAUGGACUUCGAGAGGGGAAUCUGGUCGGCAGCCCUGAAUGGAGACCUGGGCCGAGUCAAGUAUUUCGUCCAGAAAGCCACAGACCCUAGCCAGCCUGACUCUGCCGGCUACACUGCACUGCACUACGCUAGCCGCAAUGGGCACUAUGCCGUUUGCCAGUUUCUGCUGGAAAGUGGAGCAAAAUGUGAUGCCCAGACCCACGGGGGUGCCACGGCUUUGCACCGGGCCAGCUACUGUGGGCAUACAGAAAUCGCGCGACUGCUGCUUGCCCAUGGGUCCAACCCCCAGCUGGCCGACGAUGACGGCAUGACCAGUCUACAUAAGGUAUGUGAGACCCUGCCUCUCUCUCCCUGCAGGCUGCAGAGAAGGGUCACGAGGACAUUUGCUCCCUCCUGUUACAACACAGCCCAGCCCUGAAGGCUGUCCGGGAUCGCAAAGCACGGCGAGCAUGUGACCUGCUGCCUUGCAACAGUGGCCUGCGGGACCUGCUGGCCAGCUGAGGCUCCACCUCCUCCGUCUCCCGGCUGCCCUUGAAGGGUACACAGACUAGCUCUCCACACCCUUGCCUUGCUCAGUGUCAUGCUGCUGGGACCCGGGCCAGAAUGCCCAGAAGAGCCCUGUCUGGCCCAUGUGGCAGCCAGGAGGGAGGCUGAAGGCUUGUGAGCCUGGG
This is a messenger RNA of Acomys russatus (golden spiny mouse), 817 nucleotides long. It is a transcript of the gene Ankrd39, whose product is annotated as ankyrin repeat domain 39. Gene Ontology annotation, molecular function: protein binding. The record is from RefSeq and is a predicted model, not a curated record. Bases 64 to 564 code for a protein of 166 amino acids. NCBI's taxonomy places the organism in Eukaryota, Metazoa, Chordata, Mammalia, Rodentia, Muridae. The transcript is spliced from 5 exons.